Odocoileus virginianus texanus is the source of this 487-nucleotide messenger RNA. The record is from RefSeq and is a predicted model, not a curated record. Lineage: Eukaryota; Metazoa; Chordata; Mammalia; Artiodactyla; Cervidae.
AUGGCAAUGUCUCUCAUCCAAGCGUGCCGCAGCCUGGCGCUCUCAACAUGGCUGCUUUCCUUUUGUUUCGUGCAUCUGGUCUGCCUGGACUUCACCGUGGCCGAGAAAGAGGAAUGGUACACCGCCUUCGUGAACAUCACCUACGCCGAGCCCGCGCCGGAUUCCGGGGCCGGGGCGGCGGGCGGCGGCGCCCCCGCCGAGCUGCACUCGGAGAAGACCGAGUGCGGGCGCUACGGGGAGCACUCGCCCAAGCAGGACGCCCGCGGGGAGGUGGUCAUGGCCAGCUCGGCCCACGACCGUCUGGCCUGCGACCCCAACACCAAGUUCGCCGCCCCGGCCCACGGCAAGAACUGGAUAGCCCUCAUCCCCAAGGGCAACUGCACCUACAGGGAUAAGAUCCGGAACGCGUUCCUGCAGAACGCCUCCGCCGUGGUCAUCUUCAACGUGGGCUCCAACACCAACGAGACCAUCACCAUGCCCCACGCAG